Menidia menidia (Atlantic silverside) is the source of this 1600-nucleotide messenger RNA. NCBI's taxonomy places the organism in Eukaryota, Metazoa, Chordata, Actinopteri, Atheriniformes, Atherinopsidae. The record is from the annotation of a GenBank genome assembly.
AGAAUUUCGCACAAGACCGGCCGUGUUUUGAAUGCGCACCGACAGAGGGCGUGGUCAGGAAGUGACAUAGCCGCCUCAUUAUACGGAGAAUCCUCGCCACUGUCCGGAGACUUGUAGGUUAGUCUCUUUGUGGUAUUUCUGUGCAAAGUUUCCCCAAUACUUUCCGGGACACCGCCGUGUGAAGCUCAGCAUGGGCGCCGUCCAUGCCAGGAGCCUAGACCCCCUGCCCAUGCAGGGGCCAGAAUUCGGAGUUCAAGCAGAUGACAUUGAAGCUCCUGGUGUUGAGCGGGAACCGAAGCAAGAAGUUCUUGAAAACAAAGAUGUUGUGGUUCAACGAGUGCACAUAGAUGGACUAGGAAGGACGAAUGAAGACAUUCUGACUUAUGAAAUUGCCGAAGUGUUCAAGGCAAAGAACUUGAUUGAUGUAAUGCGGAGGUCUCAUGAAGCCCGGCAGCGGCUUCUGCGUCUUGGUAUCUUCAGAAAGGUUGAAGUUGUUAUUGACACCACUCGAGGUGAAGAUGCUCUUCCAAAUGGCCUUGAUGUGACCUUUGAGGUCGCUGAGCUGAGACGCAUAACAGGCAGCUACAACACUAUGGUUGGAAAUAAUGAAGGAAGCAUGGUACUCGGCCUGAAGUUACCUAAUGUUUUUGGUCGGGCUGAAAAACUGAUAUUCCAAUUCUCUUAUGGUACUAAAGAGACAUCCUACGGCCUUUCCUUUUUUAAACCCCAACCAGGAAACUUUGAGAGAAGUGUAUCUGUCAACAUGUACAAAGUAACGGGUCAGUUUCCAUGGAGUUCGCUUAGAGAGACGGAUCGAGGCCUCUCCGCAGAGCUGAGUUUCCCUGUGUGGAAGACCAACCAAACCCUGAAGUGGGAAGGAGUAUGGAGAGAGCUGGGCUGUCUGGCUAACACUGCCUCUUUUGCUGUUCGUGAGGAGAGCGGUCAUUCGCUAAAGUCCUCCCUUUCGCACGCAAUGGUGAUCGACACCAGAAACUCUUCCAUCCUUCCCAGGAAAGGUGGCUUAUUGAAGAUUCAUCAGGAACUUGCAGGUUACACAGGGGGUGACGCAAGUUUCCUAAAGGAGGAUUUUGAAAUGCAGCUCAACAAAAAACUCUUCUGGGACUCUGUCCUGUCUGCCUCAUUGUGGGGUGGCUUGCUUCUUCCCUUUGGUGAAAAGCCGACAUGUAUAGCAGACAGGUUUUAUCUUGGUGGCCCCACUAGUAUCAGGGGAUUUAGUAUGUACAGUAUGGGCCCACAGAGUGAUGGGGACUACCUUGGUGGAGAGGCCUACUGGGCAGGCGGGCUCCACCUCUACACACCUCUACCCUUCAGACCUGGCCGGGGAGGCUUUGGUGAUCUCUUCAGAACCCAUUUCUUCCUCAAUGCUGGAAACCUUUGUAACCUCAACUAUGGUGAAGGGCCUUGCGCACAUUUAAGGAAACUGGCAGAAUGCAUCCGUUGGUCAUAUGGGCUGGGCAUUGUGCUACGUUUGGGGAACAUUGCCAGGCUGGAGUUAAAUUACUGCAUUCCUAUGGGAGUCCAGAGUGGAGACAGGAUAUGUGAUGGGGUCCAGUUUGGAGCAGGAAUCCGAUUCUUGUGA